Pterocles gutturalis (yellow-throated sandgrouse) is the source of this 185-nucleotide messenger RNA. Its product is annotated as chromosome unknown open reading frame, human C10orf53. The transcript has 2 exons. The annotation marks the transcript as partial. NCBI's taxonomy places the organism in Eukaryota, Metazoa, Chordata, Aves, Pterocliformes, Pteroclidae. The record is from RefSeq and is a predicted model, not a curated record.
CUGUCCUGCAGUCAGACGGACAUCAGGUUAUUCUGGAAGAGAUACCAGACUGGAACGCUGUAGAGCUGGUGGUCAACGGGGAGACUGUAUUUCGGUGCAACAUCAAUGACCUGGAUUUUGGAGGUGAUGGGAAACUGGAUCCACUUUGUGAAGAAGCCAGAAAAGCAGUGUUAAAUGCUUACUGA